UUUAUUUUCUGUUUCGUCGUACAAAAUAACAUAACAAAUUAUCUCUCUUAUUAUUUAAUGAAAUUCUAAAAUAAUAUCAUACUAGCAGGGAGAGUCACCAACGCCUCUUCUUGUCUAUAACCACUUUGAGAAGUGGAAAGCAAGAUGUGUGAGCUAAAACCUUAGUUAUCCAAUAACCAGGGCCAAAUCAUUUAUUAAUACAAAACCAAAAGAUGUCUCAUUGCAAAAACUCACAAAAAAUAAAAUUUUUGACACAAGACGAAGCAAUUAAUAUUGAUGUAGAGUUAUUUAACGAAUAUAAGUUUAGUGUCGAUCAACUUAUGGAACUGGCUGGUUUGAGCUGCGCCCAAGCCAUAGCAAAAUGUUACCCAGCCGAACGAUAUAAGCGGGUUCUUAUAUGCUGUGGGCCUGGUAACAACGGCGGUGAUGGAUUAGUGUGCGCUCGACAUUUAUCCCUGAUGCGUUAUCAACCAACCAUUUACUACCCAAAACCAACACCAAAAGAACUAUAUGAAAAUCUAACCCAUCAGUGCAUGCGUCAAUCUAUACCAUUUCUUAAUACAAACCCAACUCUUGAAACAACAAAUGAAUGCUUCGAAUUAAUUGUUGAUGCACUUUUCGGUUUCAGCUUUAAACCACCAGUUCGAGAGGUAUUUAUACCUAUAAUGGAAAUACUUCAAAAGACGAACAUACCGAUUGCAAGCAUUGAUAUACCAAGCGGCUGGGAUGUCGAAAAAGGCAAAUUAAAUGAAGAUUUCGAACCAGAACUGUUAAUAUCGCUAACAGUUCCAAAACUGUGCGCCAGUUCAUUUAAAGGAAAAUACCAUUAUUUGGGAGGACGUUUCGUUCCACCAGCCCUCCAAGAAAAGUACCAACUACAUUUGCCCGAGUAUCCAAACUGCGACUUGUGUGUGAAAUUGUAAAUUUAUAAAUGAUUUGCCUAUGUACAUAUGUUAGUAAAUACAUAUUUAUUAAAGCAACACUUAUUUGUA
Molecule: messenger RNA, 992 nt
Organism: Anastrepha obliqua
Lineage: Eukaryota; Metazoa; Arthropoda; Insecta; Diptera; Tephritidae
Gene: Naxe
Product: NAD(P)H-hydrate epimerase
Exons: 3
Coding region: 213-923 (236 amino acids)
Cellular component (GO): mitochondrion
Molecular function (GO): NAD(P)HX epimerase activity
Source: RefSeq, a predicted model, not a curated record